Formica exsecta is the source of this 3559-nucleotide messenger RNA. RefSeq names its product glucose-6-phosphate 1-dehydrogenase (gene Zw). Lineage: Eukaryota; Metazoa; Arthropoda; Insecta; Hymenoptera; Formicidae. The transcript has 12 exons. Gene Ontology annotation, biological process: pentose-phosphate shunt, oxidative branch; glucose metabolic process. Gene Ontology annotation, cellular component: cytosol. Gene Ontology annotation, molecular function: NADP binding; glucose-6-phosphate dehydrogenase activity. The record is from RefSeq and is a predicted model, not a curated record. Bases 487 to 3153 code for a protein of 888 amino acids.
AUUGCUAGAAAUAUGUUGGUCACCCUGUAAAUCAACGAUUAAAUUAAUCGGAUUUUGGUCAAGGUGGCUGUUACAAGUUAAUUUAAACUUAUUUGCAAUCCUUGAUUUUAAUUAAAUCUAAAUCUAUUUGCCAUUUCUUAUUGAAAAAUUUAUUUAAAAAAUGCGUCAUUAUCAAUAUAACUUCAAAUAAUUAUCAUUAUUAACUUUAAAUAUAUAAAUAUAUAAUAAAUGUAUAAAUAUGAAAUAAUAUUGUAUAUCAAUUGCAAACAGUUCACAGAGUGAAAAUAUCGUAUAAAUUUUCAUAAUAAAUAUAUUUUUAUAAUAAAUAUUUACAUAAUAAAUACUUUGCAUAUUCUGCAAUUAAUUUUAUCUUUGGUUUAUUGUGUGCAGUUAUUUUCUGUCCAACAGUGCAAAGUGUAUUUUAUACGAUUGUAGAUACAUAUAGCUUGUAACUUUAAUGAAAAAACAGAAAAGAUAUUUGUAUACAUGGGAUGUCACUUGGAUAAUGGAAAAAGUUUACUAGUUCCAACAGAAUUAUAUAUUUUCAAGAUGAUAUGGCUUUUCUUUGUUAUCCAUGGAAUAUUAGCUAGUAAUGACAACAUGAUUCUGAAAGAUUUAGGAGAAAAAGAGUAUUUUUUAAUAAAAGCAAAAUCAUCAUUGCCGCAACAUGGAAAAUGUUGGCACACUGCGUUCCAAACAUUACAGAGUAGCUGUGACAAGUUAAACGAUUACGAACAUUCUCUUCUUGCCUUGCGCUUAGCAAACUGUUUCUUAGAAGAUUCUGGCCAUAUAACUUAUGACUGUCAUCUUAGUCAAUUAGAAAACGAGCGUCGGGAAUGCAUUAAUGAAAUGGCAGAUCGAGCAUUCAGUGUUUACAAUGAAUUCUAUAUUCAUGCAACUCAUAUCUGUUUCUUUUUGAAUCAUGAAGCUUGGCAAACUGAAGUUGAUAACACUAUAAAGUUGUUAUUUCAAGUAUCUUCACGAAUGAAAGAUCAGUUAUUGGAAGCAUCGCAAAUGCAGGGUACAAUAUUGAACAGUCAAAAAGAAGGUUUACGUAUUCAAAAUGAGCUUUUAGAUCAUGGCAAAGAACUUGGGACUGUAUUAAAGUCUUCAUCUGAGACAGUUAAUAAUAUGGUGUUAGAUUUCAAAGAAUCAGCCAAAGAUCAGAAGGAGUUGCUUUAUGAAAUCUUUUCUUAUAUACACACUUUUCAAAGUUGGAUUAUUGGAGAAGUGUCUUGGUUUCAAUCUAUCAUAUUUUAUACUGUCAGCUGUAUUCUUUGUGCAUUAUUCAGUUCUUCUAGAAGAACAGUUGAUGCAAGAGUUAUACUUUUUAGUAUCCUGAGUUUAAAUAUAGUGGUUGAAAGAAUAUUAGUCCAAUAUUACAAUAAAAUUGUACUUCAAUCUCCAGAUGACAAGGUACAAUUGUUAAGUACAACAUGGUUGUGUAGAAAAAUUGCCUUAACACUUUGUACCAUAACAUUAUUCUGUAAAUAUUAUUAUUACAAAGACAAACAUUUGGAGAAUUAUAAGACUUUACAAAGAAUUGAACAACAGUUAAAUGUCAUAGAAAAGACUGUAAAUAUCUCCAACAGUAUUGAACCAAUUCGGGCAUCAACGGAAGAGAGCCUGCAGUAUAUCAGGCAAUCUCUGACAUCGGACGAAAUGGAUCACUUGGAAGGGACUCAUUUCGACGGGUCCAUUCCGCACUCAUUUGUUACUUUCGGAGCAUCUGGUGAUCUCGCCAAGAAAAAGAUCUAUCCAACUCUCUGGUGGCUUUUCCGAGAUAAUCUUUUGCCGAGACCUACCAUCUUCGUUGGUUUUGCUAGAAGCAAAUUGACGGUAGAACAAUUGCGUGAAAAGUGUCAUCCGUAUAUGAAAGUGAAGCCAGACGAGGCAGAAAAGUAUGAGAAAUUUUGGAAACUGAAUCAUUAUAUUUCUGGCUCAUACGAUAAGCGAGAAGGCUUCGAGAUACUAGAGAAUGAAUUGCAAAAAUUUGAACAAAGAAAAGUUGCGCACAGGCUGUUUUACUUGGCACUACCACCGAGCGUGUUCGAAUACGUUACAGUACGCCUUAAACUUAUGUGCAUGGGAAAUGCUGGAUGGACGAGAAUAAUAAUUGAGAAACCGUUCGGUCACGACGCUGCCUCGUCGCAGAACCUUUCCGAUAAUUUGGCGUCUCUGUUUACCGAGGAACAGAUCUAUCGUAUUGAUCAUUACCUCGGCAAAGAGAUGGUGCAGAAUCUGAUGACUCUAAGAUUUGGGAAUCGGGUAUUCAAUCCGUCAUGGAACCGGGACAAUAUAGCCUCGGUGCAAAUCACCUUCAAGGAGCCAUUCGGUACUCAGGGUAGAGGCGGCUAUUUCGAUGAGUUCGGCAUCAUCAGGGAUGUGAUGCAAAAUCAUCUGCUGCAGAUUUUGUCUCUAGUAGCCAUGGAGAAACCUGCAUCUUGCCAUCCGGACGAUAUUAGAAACGAGAAGGUAAAGGUUCUGAGAUGCAUUAAGGAAUUGCAGUUUGAAGAUGUAGUUCUCGGUCAAUAUCUCGGAGAUCCGAAUGCUGAAGAUCCGGAGGCGCGUUUAGGUUAUUUGGAUGAUCCCACGGUACCAGCAGGCUCUAACACGCCGACUUUCGCUUUAGCGGUGCUGAAAAUAAAUAACGAAAGAUGGGAUGGAGUUCCGUUCAUUCUCAAAUGUGGAAAAGCUUUAAAUGAACGGAAAGCAGAAGUUAGAAUACAAUACCAUAAUGUACCAGGUGAUAUUUUUGACGGGAAGGCGAAGAGAAAUGAAAUGGUAAUAAGAGUGCAGCCGGGUGAAGCAUUGUACAUUAAAAUGAUGACGAAAUCACCUGGUAUCACGUUCGACAUGGAAGAAACGGAAUUGGAUCUUACUUAUGGCAAUAGAUACAAGGAUUUAAAAUUACCGGACGCUUAUGAAAGAUUGAUCUUAGACGUUUUUUGUGGUUCGCAAAUGCAUUUCGUGCGAAAUGAUGAAUUACAGGAAGCGUGGCGUAUAUUCACGCCAUUACUCCAUCAAAUCGAGAAACAGGAAAUUCAGCCCAUUCCAUAUAAAUAUGGGUCUCGCGGGCCCCAGGAAGCGGACGAUAUGGCGAAAAAAAAUAAUUUCGCUUAUUAUGGUUCGUACAAAUGGAUAAAACCGUGAUAUUGUGAUACAAGAUCAUUAUAUAUCAUGCAAGUACAAACCCUAAAAAAUUUAUAAAGAUUUAUUUAAAGAUGCACAAUUUUUAACUGUCGCAUUCCCAAAAAUUUGAGAUUGUUAUACACAUACUAUUUUUAUAAUUUUACAUGUAUUUCUAUAUCUAAUUUUUAUCUUAUUUACAAAAUUUUUAUAUGCAGUUUUGUCAUGAUCUCAGUUUAAAGAUAUGAUUUCCAUUUAAGGUAAAUGUAUUUUCUUAAAAAUAAUUGCAAUGAAAUAAAUAUCAAUCAGUCUAUUUAGAUCAAUUUUAUUAAAUCUUGACAAUUGUAAAACAUGUUUGUGAUGUAACAGACAAAUGUGACAUACUUAUGUAUAAAUAUCUUUGAUAAUAUAAAUUAUACAGCAUUAAAAA